CAAUUUUCCAGUUAUUUAUUGCUUUAAUUAUAAUGGCAGAGCCAAACUACACUCGCGCCCUUCAAUGUCCGGAAUGCACUCUGAAGUUUUCGCGUCCUAGCCAUCUCCAUCGGCAUCAACUCACGCAUUCUGCAUCCAAUCACAGACAACAUAUACCUUGCCCAUAUUGUUCAAAGACAUUCAGUAGGCGCGACGUUCUGCUGCGUCACCUGCGUCAUGGGCAUCAGGUACAAGAACAAACCAGACGAUCAAGUCAGAAGUCGUGUUUUCGAUGUGUUGAACGGAAGGCGAAGUGCAAUCGCGAAAGACCCUGCAAUGGCUGCAUUCGAUCAGGGAAUAAUUGCGAGUAUCCUGCGACAGACGAUAUGAAUGACUGGGGGCCGCAUGAGGGCGCUUCUCCUACAGGACAGUCAAUUCUUCCUUCCAACACGCAACAAAUACAAGAACAGCAGGAUGAAUCAAUGACCUCGCAAGCGAAUGAAGAAACUCGAUCCUUCCAACAUGAAACGGGACCUGACGGCCUCUUAUUAGACGAUUCAACAGAGCAUAUUCCCCUACCAACAGCACCUUUAGUCCAUCAGGUCCACGGUGCUGACAUCAUGGAUCAAGAUCAAGCUUGCCAGGUUGGCCCUUUUUAUAAUCUAAAUGAUAAGCCGACAAACUCUCCAACUAUGGAAAUUCCACAAUCCUUCAAUGUCUUGCCAGUAGAUGCAGCUCAUUCGGUGUUUGAAGAUACUUUUGCUCUUUCUCCCUCUUCCAUCCUUCCAGGGCAGACAAGCUUUCGGACUGGUGGGUUUGACUGGUUGAACUUCGACAUUGGCAAUAGUCCUCAAGGCUUCCAAGUCGAUACUUUUUAUAAUAGCUAUAUACCAGAGUUCUGGUUUUCCAGUACAGCCCAGCAAGUCUCCGAGUCAGAAGGGCUUAGUAGCAGUGGCACUGGCAAUAGAGUACAACAAAGAACGAGCAGUGGGGAGUCGAGCCGGGAUUCACAAGAGGAAGGGCUACCAGACGUGGAACAAAACACGCUUGCGUGGCCUUUUGAUCAGGCGCAUAAGCAAUCUCCUCAUCGCUAUCGGCUCCCUCCACUUCGCGAUAUUCUCAACGGUUAUUGCCCGACAGACAGACCGCGGCCUGUUCAGACAACACUUGUAAAAGGCUUCAUCCAAAUUCUCUCUGAGAAUCCCCUUCCUCAGCUUGAAACCUUACGAGACCCUCAUUCUAUCCAAGCUUUUUGCAGUCUACAGCGUCUUGUUGACUCCUAUUUUUCUCGGUUCCACGACAUUCAGGCGAUUAUCCACAAACCUACUUGGACCAUGUCGGCUUGCCCGCCUAUUCUUCUUACGGCCAUGGCCUCUGUUGGUGCAUUGCUCUCUGAUAGUCAGUCAGAUUACGAGCUCUCAGUAGCACUGAGUGAGAUCUGCUCUACAAUGAUUAACUGGAUGGGCGCCUCAGAUGCUACCAACUACAGUGAUGUCUCAUAUCUUAAUGCACUCUGCCUUUACCAGAUCUAUUCGCUCGGGUCAGGAAAACGACAGCUAUAUCAGAAUGCAGACAGGUCUCGUGGACUCUUGAUCGGUGGUUUACGGGGAAUCGGUCUGCUGAAUCCCCGCUCUUCGAUCACUCUGAGUCAGGAUCACGAGACCAUUCGUGGUUCUGAGGACGACCAUGUUCUUACAAAAGAUUGGAAGAACUGGAUCAAGAUGGAGUCAGGAAGGAGGGCAUCUUGGGCAGCAUUCGAGUAUGACUGCAGUCUUUGCACUCUCACAAGUCGUCGAGGCAUUGUUGACUUGAGCGAGCUGCCAUCAGAAUUGCCAUGUCCUGAGUCCAUGUGGAACGCCACCUCGGCACGAGCUUGGUUUGCUCUGAUGUCUCGUCUUGGUCAGGAUGACUCAAGACCAAAUCUAUCUAAAGUGCUGAAGCAAGCACUGGCUGGGAGAGAACUACCAUCGUCCUUGGGAUCUUGGGCUAAGAGGCUCUGUGCGCAGGUAAUCGGGCGGUUACUCUGGGACCUCUGGCAAAUCGAGGUUGUCGCAAUGCCAGAGUACCUCGGCCUUGGAUCAAUUGUGGCUGCGCACCAAGACACGAAGAGGUCGCUGCUCAAGGGCUUGAAUAACUUGGUUGAAUCUCUAUCUUCGCCAUCAUCGACGAGCGAUCUUACCAGCUACAAUAUAGCCAGUCUUCUUUGCCACUAUUCGCACUUGUGCGCGGCGAAUGGCGUCCUCGACCUCAUCCUAUCCAUCGUGCGGGGCCUCAUCUCAAUGGAACCUCGAGUACAUGACGGAAUCAAGGUAGCCCGCAACCGGCUCAAGUUGACAUUUGCCGGAGACCCAAAAACAGCAAGAAGACUAUGCUGGCACGCAGCCCAAAUCGUCGCAAUCGCUAAUGAGUACCUGGUGUCUGCCCCUUGCGAGAUUAUGCGAGUCUUUAUGGGUUACAUCUUCAUCAUUGCCUACUCUGCUUAUGGGGAUCAUACUAGAUCAUCGCCAAUAAGGGUCACGCAAAGUCUCUGGAUCUGUUCCAGAUAUUGGUACGGACGGUUGCGUCCCUGCCAUCAGCACCGACGCACAAGAGAUAUUGAAGAAGCUGCAAUGCUGGGGACUGGCUCAUAA
Fusarium oxysporum Fo47 is the source of this 2609-nucleotide messenger RNA. Its product is annotated as transcription factor domain-containing protein. Gene Ontology annotation, molecular function: DNA-binding transcription factor activity, RNA polymerase II-specific; DNA binding; zinc ion binding. NCBI's taxonomy places the organism in Eukaryota, Fungi, Ascomycota, Sordariomycetes, Hypocreales, Nectriaceae. The coding region runs from base 33 to 2609 and encodes 858 amino acids. Gene Ontology annotation, biological process: DNA-templated transcription; regulation of DNA-templated transcription. The record is from RefSeq and is a predicted model, not a curated record. The transcript is spliced from 5 exons.